GUUCGUUCGUAAGAAAGGAGAACAACGAGAAUGGAUAAGGAAAAAGAAUAGUCUGAAGGAAACGUACUACUUCUUUAAUGAGCUGCGUGCGUCGACAAUCGGGAACCGAUGCGAUUCUCAUAAACGAAAUUACGGCUAGAACUUCGUCCGACAUUCGCGAUUCAAUCGAAUUUUUAUUUGUUCGUCCACUCCUCCGGCGGAGGAUCGAAGUGAAAGAAUUAGAAGGGUACGUUUCACGUGUUGAACAAUCGAGCAACCGAUCCGACAAAGGAUUGGUCGGAGUAAACGCCAAAGGAAACGUGUUGGCAAACACGAAGGACAAAACCGGCGAAGAAGACCAACGAAGAAGGGAACGCAGCCUGUUCGAGGAACCCGAUCGAUGGGCCGGAAGCGUUCGUAUGAACGGCCUUAUUCAUUCAUCAGUGUCUAUCGAACAGUCUCCAAGAGACGAUGCAUCGUAGACCGAAUCGAGUCGUCCACUUCUGGUGAUCAGAAUGCGAUAGGCAUCGAGGAGUUAAGGCCCGAUGAGAAUGAGAGAGAAAGAGAAAAAGGCCGAGAGCAAUUUGUGAUGGUUUCUUUCCUGACCGUCUCGUUCAUUUCCCGCUCACUCACCUGUUUUCAUCGAAAACCGAGAAAGAGAUUAAAAAAAAAAAAAAGAAAAAAAGAGGACGAGAAAGAGAGAAAGAGAAUAGUACACGAUGGGAUGCGACACGCGCCGAAAGAGAAAACGGGUAUAGACACGACCGUGGUUCAUCAUCAGGGGCCUCUGAUAUCGAGCGCAGCCAUAAUCGGUAUCGUGAUCGCGGUACUGUUCAUUAUUAUUAUCGUGAUCGACGUGGUCUGCUGUUGCGCGCACAAGACAGGAAUCAUAUACUACGUGUGCGAACGUUCCCGCCGGAAGCCAGUGGACGAAGAGGACACGAAACUUGGCAGUCUUUACGGUUGGCGGUUUCCAUUGCCGUAUUGCGACCAAAAAAUGGCCAAUGUCGCCGGGGUCACGGCCAUCCAAGACUCGGGUAGUGGAAAAAAUACCAUUAAAUUGGUCAAACACACUGCCAUAGACGAGAAGGAGCCGCUGAAGGAAGAGAAGAAGAUCACGCCGAUCAUCGACUCGGGCCUCCGCCGUGAAACAUCCAUCACGUUCGACGGGAAGAGAUCCGUCUCGAAGACCGGUUUCGUCGGCAAGGAUUCAGCUGUCUAGAUAUUCUUCCGGCGUACUAGAUUGUAAUUCACUCGUGGUAACACGCGCGUACUUCCGGCCGAUGUGUUCUCGAACGAUACGAAAAAAGAAAAAGAAAAAGAAAAGGAAAGGAAACACGCAAGAACGAAGAGCCGCGCGGUUCGCCAAGAAUCUCUUCACCCUUGACCGAAUUCGAAUUUUCAGGAAACGACUGCCGCGACUCUACCUCGAGUUACGCGCGCGGGAAGGAACAUGGGACGCGACGUGACCUUGAGAGACGCGUUCGAGGUCCUCCGAAGGUAUCCACGACGCGCCAUCUCGCCGCGAUCGAAUGAAAACUCUCGCGUCCGUGUUUGGUUCGUUCGCGCGGGAUCUUCAACGAUCGACGCGAACUUCGACGAUUCGCCGUAGCAUUUAUUUGUAUAAGCCUGCCUGCACGAUCUUUCAUCAGUCCCCGGUAGUUCUUGUAUAUGUAUAAGAGAAAUAAACCUCACUCUACUACUCCACCUCUCCCCUUUCUCGCCAAAAUGUAAUCAUCGAAGCGUACGAGAAAUUGUAACGUAACAACGGCGUGAAACGAAUACGAAACGCGUUGUGAUCGAAGAUCGUGAUUCUGGGUAAGAGGAAACUAUCGAUAUAUCGACGUAACUUAGCGAAUACUCCAAGAAGGAGGAUUUUUAGAUAGAUCGCUUGCACGAGAAGGAAGGAAUGUACAAAAUUAAUCGCGAAAUUGGUAGAAGUUUGAUAAUUAGCGAUCGUUGCUUCGAGGCACCAUUUACUUUAGAUAAUCGCAGUCUAGUACGCUGGGUAGCACUGUGUUAUCAUGUGCACAGCACGCAACUAAAAAGAAAGAAA
Molecule: messenger RNA, 2035 nt
Organism: Frieseomelitta varia
Lineage: Eukaryota; Metazoa; Arthropoda; Insecta; Hymenoptera; Apidae
Product: fasciclin-2-like
Exons: 5
Coding region: 380-1201 (273 amino acids)
Source: RefSeq, a predicted model, not a curated record